Molecule: messenger RNA, 2960 nt
Organism: Wyeomyia smithii (pitcher-plant mosquito)
Lineage: Eukaryota; Metazoa; Arthropoda; Insecta; Diptera; Culicidae
Gene: spo
Product: cytochrome P450 307a1
Exons: 2
Coding region: 376-2082 (568 amino acids)
Molecular function (GO): heme binding; monooxygenase activity; oxidoreductase activity, acting on paired donors, with incorporation or reduction of molecular oxygen
Source: RefSeq, a predicted model, not a curated record
GUCGGGCCGUGGGCUGUGCUGAUCGUGGGGCAACUAUUUAAACGAUCGCAAGCGAUCGAUUUCGAUCAGUCUAGUUCACACGCGUACUUGAGGUACAAUUUUCUGAUUGAAAAAAAAAAAGUCUUUCUCCUUUUCGUUUUUUUUUUGUGUUAAUGUUUAUUAGAGGACCCGGUCAAACAUUUGUUUCCAGUUGAAAAAUAAUACAGUUUGUUAAAUAGUUGUUGAAACAAUCGUUAAAGUUAAAAUUGUUAAAAUAAGGAGAAAAAUUCAGAUCACCAAGUGACUUUACAGAAGAUCAAGUGAGAAAAUAAAACGGUGCGAUAAAAAGUUCGAAGAAGUUGAGUUUUAAACAAGAAGUGUAACUUUUGAAACGCCAUGGCCUACACCGGACUGGUAUUGGCACUGUUGACCAUCGUCCUGUCGGUGGCGUGUUACUUCAAGAUCCUGUACGAGUGGCAUCGAAAAGUACGUGUUCAAACGGUGCGAUCGGUGCGCUAUUCGAAGAAGCUCACUGCGGAACAACCAGAGCAGAAGACCAACGAGGAGGAACUGGUGACAUUUUCGCAAGCUCCGGGACCGAUGCCUUGGCCGAUCCUGGGCAGUCUGGCGAUCCUCGGCAAGUACGAGGUCCCCUUCGAGGGUUUCACGGCACUCGCGCGAAAGUACGGUGACGUGUACAGCCUGACACUCGGUUCCAACCGGUGCCUGGUGGUGAACAGCCUGGAAUUGAUCCGGGAGGUGUUGAACCAGAACGGACGCUACUUCGGCGGCCGGCCGGACUUCCUACGCUUCCACAAGCUAUUCGGUGGCGAUCGCAACAACUCGCUUGCUUUGUGUGAUUGGUCUGCGCUGCAGCAGAAGCGUCGCAAUCUCGCCCGCAAGCACUGCUCGCCAAGCGACGCUUCCAGUUACUACCAGAAGAUGAGCGACGUCGGCGUGAUGGAGAUGCACCGGUUUAUGGAUCAGCUUGACGAGGAGGUCAUUCCGGGACGGGACUUCAAGGUGAAACCGUUGAUUAUGCAGGCCUGCGCUAAUAUGUUUAGCGAGUACAUGUGCUCGGUGCGGUUCGACUACAAUGACGCCGGCUUCCAGCAGAUGGUGCGCAACUUUGACGAAAUCUUCUGGGAAAUCAACCAGGGAUACGCGGUCGAUUUCAUGCCCUGGUUGGCUCCAUUCUACCACAAGCACAUGAACAAACUGAGCCGCUGGUCGGCCGACAUUCGUGACUUUCUCUGCGAGCGAAUCAUCAACGAACGGGAGCAGAAUUUCGGCGAAGACGAUCCGGAGCGUGAUUUUACCGACGCUCUGCUGAGAAGCCUCCGCGAAGAUCCGAGCGUCAGCCGAGACACGAUUAUGUACAUGCUGGAAGACUUCAUCGGUGGCCAUUCGGCAAUCGGAAACCUCGUCAUGCUGGCUCUCGGUUACAUCGCUAAACAUCCGGACAUCGGCAGCAAAAUCCAGCGGGAAAUCGAUCACGUCACAGAAAACGGCAACCGAAACGUCACCCUGUACGACACCGAAAGUAUGCCCUUCACAGUCGCAACCAUCUUCGAGGUGCUCCGAUACUCAUCCUCUCCCAUCGUGCCACACGUGGCCACCGAAGACACCUGCAUUGCCGGCUACGGUGUCACCAAGGGCACCAUCGUCUUCAUCAACAACUACGACCUGAACACCAACGUAAAGUACUGGGACGAACCGAAACGCUUCAACCCGGAACGGUUCAUCGAAAGUGCCACCCUCGCCCAGAUCCGAACCGACCUAAUUGGAUCGCCUACCGCCAAACAGGACCUCCACUCGAUCAUCAAGAACAACAACAUCAACGCUUCGAACGAAAGCCAGAAGCAGAUCCUGCGGGUGAAGAAAAACAUUCCCCAUUUCCUACCCUUCAGCAUCGGCAAGCGAACCUGCAUCGGACAGAAUCUGGUGCGUGGCUUCAGCUUCAUCAUCCUGGCCAACAUCCUGCAGAAAUACAACGUACACACUAACGAUCCGGCCCGGAUCAAAAUGUACCCGGCCUGUGUGGCCGUCCCACCGGACACCUACCCGCUGGCGUUCACCCAACGCACCCAAAAGCAGCACUGAACACCAACAUUUCCCUACCCUAACCACCUCUGUAAAUACUCCCCCCUCGGUUUAAGUCUCCCAUAAAUUAUUACGUAUGGUGCUCUCCCUCUCUCUUUAAAACUGUUAGUGUAGCUUUUUUUUGUUGAGAGAGAACGAGAGCGCCCCGGAAAUCGGUAACUUUUAGCUUGGUAGAUUUUCGCAGCUCGGCUUGCGUGAGGAUAAAGAAAAAUGUGUUAUCUAGUGCGUAGAACGUUUCCCCCCGUUUCAGCCACCCAAUCAGACGGACGGACGGGGGGCGUACUCAAAACAUGGGAUAAUUGGAAUAGUUCCGUUUUUAUAAAACAUUUACCUUAAGCCAGCAGAGAAGUAGAAGAAGCAGUGAAUUAGCAACCUUAGAACUAAGAGUGACAUUUUUGAGCACACAUAUGAACAUUCGUAUCUCUCUGUUAGUUGUAGAUACUGAAUAGGAAUAGGAAUAGGAUAGGGAUAUUUUUUUAUAUCUGCAUUUAUUACGACGGAAAAAACCGCUAAGUUAUUAUGCCCCCGUUGCAGUAGAGAAGAGAGGUAAAGCUUCCGGCGAACUUUUGUUUUGCAUUUUUUGUAAGAGUUAAGACUGAAUCCGCACGCACUGUCCUGUCGAAAGUGUCGGCGGAAGUGCGUGCUAUAAACGAGAUAUAAAGUUAUUUGAAAGACUAAGAAAAUUGAAGCGAUUAAAUUAAAUUAUCUCUCUGUUGGUGCAGCAGCGCUUAGGUAAAUUUUGUGUAUUGGUAAAACAAUUAUGUUAGUAGAGCUUAGUGAUUAGUGUGUCCUCCACCCUCAGAGACUGAGGCAAUUUGCAGUGUAGAAAGUACAGUGAAUAUAUAAAGCAAUAAGCAGUUAAUAACCUAUAAAAUACA